Athene cunicularia (burrowing owl) is the source of this 5815-nucleotide messenger RNA. It is a transcript of the gene TSPAN2, whose product is annotated as tetraspanin 2. Lineage: Eukaryota; Metazoa; Chordata; Aves; Strigiformes; Strigidae. The coding region runs from base 651 to 1256 and encodes 201 amino acids. Gene Ontology annotation, cellular component: membrane. The transcript has 8 exons. The record is from RefSeq and is a predicted model, not a curated record.
UAUCUUCUUGAAUAUCUUUUUAUUUUCGAUUCACUGUUUUUUUACAAGAAGUCACAAAAUAAUCCUGUUCAGUAUCUCUGGAGCAACCAGUUUUGGGCUUUUGUCUCGUUUAUGCUUGAGACACAGUUAAACCAAAUGCUUUUGCCUCUUGGUGACAGCACUGUGAGCUCCGGGCACACAGUGCUGCUGUGCUUGAGCUGUAGGAGCAGAGUGAUGUUGCCCAGCUGCAGCUGCGAGUCAGUAGAAGGACAAAGCUUUGCGUUAUGUUGUUUCACAAAAGUGACAAUUGCUGUGUUUUGUUAUCUGCCUUUUCACUGAGACGGAAGAAACCAUCUCCUCAGCUGGACUGGGGACAUUCAUUUCAGACACAUCCAAACUACCAGAGAAGCCUGGACUGGCAGGAGGGGGCUCCUGCUGCGCUCUGGCAGUCCAAAAGCAGAGCCCACACCUGCAAGCCUGGAGGCUCAGACGACCAGGGUGGCAGGAGACUCUCACACUCUGCUGUGACACUUCAGUGCGAAAGCUGUGAUCCCAAGCUCUUCAGCCAUAUCCUUGCCUGCUUUCUUUGCUUGCUGUAGCUAUGCCAGAUGAACCAAGUGCCAGGCAAUGCAGGACAGAUUUAAAAAGCACCACGACAGGCUGCCAAGGAUAUGCUGGCUGGAUUGGCUGUCAUUGCCUUUGGUCUAUGGCUGCGGUUUGGUGGGGUUAUGGCAGACUUUGCUUCAGACAAAAAGUCUCCAGAGUACUUCUUCAUGGGACUCUAUGUACUGGUGGGAGCAGGGGCUCUCAUGACCACAGUUGGAUUUUUUGGGUGCUGUGGAGCAGCGCGGGAGUCUCAGUGCUUACUUGGAGCAUUCUUUGCUUGCUUGUUGGUGAUAUUUGCGGCUGAGGUCACUGCUGGAGUAUUUGCCUUUAUAGGCAAGAAAGUGGCAAUACAGGAAUCCCAGAAAAUCUAUGAAGACAUUUAUGAUGACUAUAUGAAAAACCCGGGGGGGAAGGUCAACAGGACUAUCUAUCACUACCACUUAGCUUUUCAAUGCUGUGGUAAAGAUAAUAUGGAACAACAAAUGGGAUUACCCUGUCCAGAGAAUAUCCAAAUGCCAAAGAACUGCCUGGUUGAAAUCGAGAAUGUAAUUGAUGCUAAUCUGCGUUUAGUUGGAAUUGUUGGAAUUGCAAUUGCUGGCAUCACAAUCUUUGGCAUGAUAUUCAGCAUGGUUCUGUGCUGUGCGAUCCGUAACACAAGAGACAUGAUCUAAAACGUUCACUGCACAACUAUGUCCCAGGAGUUCCAGACUAAGCUUUACAAGAAGUGCUCUUCUACCCACUUUAAUAAUUGUAAUGCAUUUUAAUUAGUGUUUUAACAUACUGAGAGGAAAAUAUCCCAUUAGGUGAGCAGGUGAAUUGUACUAGUUACAGUAAAACCGAAGUCAACAAAAAGGUUUUUAAAAUGUCCUUUUUAAUGAAAAAAGCAAAGGUGCAUCUAAGACUAAUUUGAUUUUUAAUAUUUGUAUAUGUGCAAUUAAGAGUUUACACACCUAUAGACAUUGUGUAAGCGCAUGCAUAUCUCUCUUUACAAAUAUAUAUGCACAUGAGCAGGUACCUGUAUAUGCAGUACCUUGUUUAGGUAAGUAUGUGCAAUGGAGUAUGUGGCGUGUGCAUGUUUGCACGCAUAUUCUUCCACAGUCUCCCUAUGCAAGAGUGCACACACACCCACAGGUAUACAGUGCUCGAAACCCUUUCAUACUAAGCCUCUGUUUGCCAAGAAUUAGCAGAGAAACAAAUGCCAUUUUUAAAAGUAAGACCUAUGAUCCCUUCCAUAACAGUUCUUUCCAAAGCCCAAACAGGAUAGAAUUCAUAAAAUUGGACUUUAUAAAACAAACAAAAAAGCCUAAGGGCCUGCUCCAGCAAACUAAUUCAUGUGAGUAGGCCCACUGACUUCACAGUCAUGCAGAGACUGGAUUUAUUUUUUUUUUUAGGACUGGACCCUUCAUGCAAAUGCAGAAAGCUCUGGGGGAGGAAACAUGUCCAAGGACAUCCAGGCUAAAGAAAGAGGGGGAAAGAGGUGGGAAGCUGGCAAGAUAACACAGUCAUUUGAGAGCAAUUGUAGUGCAAAGUGUGCUUGAGCUUCCCAAGCUAGCCUGACACAGACACACACACAAAAAAAAAAAAAGAAAAAAAAAAAAAAAAAAAGAGGAGCCACUAAAAUCUUUAUUCAGAAGUCCCUUUAUCCUGCAAGACUCUAUAUGGUAUAUAUGCUGGUGCAGGAGUGGAGCCUAUAUCCAGAAAAGCAGCCACUUUGUCAGAUACUCUGUAGAACCUAACUGGCCUGUGGAAGCCAACUGAAGAGUGAAAAUGGUCAGGGAAAGACACACAGCACUUUAAUAUCUAUCCUCUGUUUCUGCUUCUGUGACUAUCACAGCUUCCAUGGGGCUCUUACCUCAGCCUCUCACCCUUUCUUGCGGGUAUAAGGCAGGAAAGAAAAAUGGGACAUUUUUACAGAGCCAUAAAGUAAAUUUUCUUACUGGCAUCUUUAGAUUGCAUGUCAGGUAUAGAAAUUACACUGUGUGCUUGAAAUACCUCAGGGCUUGCGUUUACAGAGUUUGUUUCUAUAUUUUUAUUUUUCUAUUUGUCAUAUUUAUUCAUAAGAGAAUGUUUCUUUUACAACAGCCUAGAAGGGAGAAAGGUUGUCCCCAGAAGGGGAAAAUAAAUUACAUCAAAGGCUCAGAAUCUCUUAGUUUUUAGCUUACUCGAGAUAAUUCACCAUUUCAGAGAACAGCUUUCUGCUAACAAUAUCCGUGUAGCAGCUUUGUCUCUCUGAUGAUCACUAGUUCAGAUUUCUGAUAGUUGUUCCAUACAGGAUGGGGAAAAGUUCAGCUAAACUACACAUCUCAUUGAAAUGGUCCAUGAUGUCCAACAGGACUUCAGGCAUUUACAAGUCACAUGGUCUUUAUUACUGAAACGCAACAGAAGGAAAUGGGAUUUCAGAAAAUGUGUGCGUUCUAGUGCGCGUAUUUGUGUGGAAUAGACAUCCCUCAUAUUUAUCUCUCACUUCCCAAAGACACUCACACUCCCAUCACUUUUCUGUUACUUCAGGACUGGAAAUAACAUUGCUGUUCCAUGUAUCCAAUUUAAUUGACACAUCUUGCUGUCUUUUACAUAGAGCUCUCUUUUCAAAUCAUUUAGCUACAGACUGUGACACCGAGACAGCUGUGCACUAAAUGCCAAGUAUGCAGCAGGCACUGCUGACUGAGCAGCUUCUGGACCUAGCUUAAAGUACCCAGCUGACUGGGAGACACUCUAUCAUACACCAAAGAAGAGUUGGGCUUGCACCACUGUUCACAGAUGAUUACUAUGGGUGCCACGUAAAAGGAGGGCCUGGGACCUUAUUCUGCGAGCAUCAGACCAGGAAAUAGGGCCCCAACCUGCUGUCUGCUCCUAAGGCUCAAAUGGGAGAAUGAUGCUUGCAGCAAAUCCAUGAAGGUCUCAAGCUGAAACUAAUUAAGUUUCUCAUAGCAGACAACUGACAUAGCCGAAGCACUUUCCUGGAUCCCAGAGACACUUGAGAUUGUCCCUACCACUGGUUCUGCUCUAAACAGAUAAUGGGAUAGUAUACAACUGAGUUGUUUUCUACCAAGCUAAUAGUGACAAAAAGAAGAAAACCACGUAUAGUGCCAUUUUUGCCAUUCAGAGCAAGACAGCUUUCCAGGAAAACCAUUAAAAAUAGCACAAUAGGGAAGCCAGUGGUUCAGGUUCCAAGAUUACUGCCCUACAGGGAUAGAAAUUUAUUGCAAAUAAAGCUACUUCCUACUGUUACACUCCACCUUGUGUAGUGACAGUAUUUAAAAUACAUCUACAUGUAAUUGGGUUUAAUUCCUCAAUUUUGUAGCACCAAAACAUACUGAUAGGACUAGAAUUUACUUCUUUGUUUACUGUUUCUUUAGUAAGUUGGAAGAUGCCCACUCCUGCUUUUCAGAUGCACUGAAUAAAAAGGCAGCUUGCAGAACUUCUGUUGCUUCCCCAGCCCCACCACUCCCCCAGAAGUACAAAAACAUUUAAGUGCCUUAUGAAAACAGGGAAGAGUGGUAUAAAGAAACCUUCUGAUAAAUUCAGUCUUGAACAACCUCAUUUUCUGCUGAAGUGCUUUGGCUUAGUGGGGUUUUUUGUCUUCCUCUGAACAUUGUGUUUAUUUUUCUGAGCAUAAUUACUGCUUAUUCUCUAGGGUUUGCUGCUAUUUAGGUAUAUGAGAUACUCACACUGCAUAUCAGGAACAGAGUAAUAUCAGUUACUGGUUUAGUUCUCUAAAUUAUUGGUAUAAUUUAAGCUGGAAAUCAAUAUAUUAUGCAUCUACUAGUGUUUAACAGAAUCCAGAGAUACAGCCUCUUCUGUUGUUUCCUGUUGUCUGCUGUUGUGAGGUGCGUAAUAUAUUCGCAGUUUUCUCUGCAUCUUGGUAACUGAAAGUCUUUUAACUCACUAAGGGACGGAAGAUACAGCUGUUCUUUCCCUGUCAAGAAUUCCUUCCUGUUGCUUUUAGAUCACAGCUAGUUAACAACUCCAAUGUCCAAUGACUAGCCUGAGCAGCCCUUUUUAAAAGUUCAGAUGUCACAGGCAGGGUUAUGGCUAUCAAAACUGGAUAUGUAGCCCCCACAGUUUAUUGUGCUGCUGCUCUUUCAUUUCAGCUCGUGAAAGUGCAAAACCUUUGAUCUUUGUAUGCAGUACAAAAUCAUUUCCAAGCAACUACACCAUAUGUCUCCAAUAAGAAAGCUUUCCAAAGGUAACUAAAUCCAAACCACUAUCUAAACUUCCUCAAAUACAGCUCACACUCCAGAGUUGCAUGCCCGGAUUUCAUCAAUAAACACCAAUGCCUGUAUGCACCAGAUACACAGUAACUGCCAUAUAAGUUGUCAGAAGUACCCAUUUAGUCCUGUCCCUUGUACCUGUUUCAGAAGAAAGUGACAAAAGAUCAAAUCCCUCGAGGUGAUAAUUCUGAAAGCACAUCACACAUGUUUUCUUCUCCUCCUGUCAAACAGUUAAUUCUAAAUCAUAAAGAUGUAAAUUGCUGAUGCCCUUAUUAUAUCUCUAAACAUCACUGUUCACAUUUCCCUUGUCUAAUUUUUCUAAGUAACUGAGUUAGGUGGGAGCUUCAUUUGUUACAGCAAAGCCUUAGUCAGUUUUGAUAGAGAUUGCACAGGAGCUGAUGAAGCACAGCCCUGUAAUAUCUCUACAAUGAAGAUUCAUAUUUCACUUUUCUUCAUACUGAAAGUGAUAGUUUUAUAGCAAAAUGUAUUUCAUAUGUAUUGAAAAAAAAAUUAAGCCUUCAAAUGCUGUAUUUUACAGCCUUUGGAGGCUACUGAUUAACAGCAUCAGGUGCUGUUCACAGAAAAUGUAAUAAAGCUUUUCAAUCUUCUUCCUUUCUGUUGGUGCUCCAGCCACUGGGUUCUCCAAAACACAAACCGCUUCCAAUAGAACGUAUUUGUUUCUGUAGCACAAGUUACGAUUUUGGACAGAACUGGCGUGUCGGUUUAUGCUGCAAAGGCUGUAGCAGAAUUACCUCUAUGGCACCUUUCUUUGAGAGAAAAACCCCACUUAUUCUGGUCUGUUGAUGAAAUCAACAGAAUUCGCUUUAGUCCAGUGCGUUCUGAAGUGGCGUUUUACCAGCUUUUCUGUCUUGAAUUUGAAACCACUUUCUAAUAAAAAUAACCUGACAUAAACGACUACCCGAGAGAACACGUCUCUGUGCCCGCCGGCGUACGCUGUCAGAACCAGCCCCCCACAAACGCCCCGUUUCACGACACGGAGGUUGCGGGACGCAGCCCCC